AUGCAGAACAGCGGUUUAGACAAUGCAGGCAAGACAACUAUACUUAAACGAUUAAACGGUGAAGCGAUAGAUACAAUAUCACCUACUUUGGGCUUUAACAUAAAGACAUUGGAACAUAAUGGAUAUAAACUGCAUAUAUUUGAUGUGGGUGGGCAGAAAUCAAUUAGAAGCUAUUGGCGAAAUUAUUUUGAGCAGACUGAUGGGGUUAUAUGGGUAGUUGAUAGCGCAGAUAGAAUGAGAUUGGAAGAUUGUAAAAAAGAGUUGCAUUCACUAUUGCUAGAAGAGCGAUUGUCGGGCGCAUCUUUACUAGUGUUUGCUAAUAAACAAGAUCUUCCCGGUGCAUUGGCUGGACAAGAAAUCAGAAAGGUUCUCGAUUUAGACUCAAUAUUAACCCAUCACUGGGCUAUACAAGCUUGCAGUGCAUAUACAGGCGACAAUCUACUUCGUGGCAUGGACUGGAUAGUUGGAGAUAUAGCGUCGCGUAUUUAUUUAUUGGAUUAA
Molecule: messenger RNA, 501 nt
Organism: Paraglomus brasilianum
Lineage: Eukaryota; Fungi; Glomeromycota; Glomeromycetes; Paraglomerales; Paraglomeraceae
Source: the annotation of a GenBank genome assembly